GCCGAUCGCUGCAGAAGGCGACCCGAGCAGUGGAGAGGUACAGAGUGCCGGCGACGGGACCGGUGGUGGUGGAAAGGUGUUGAACAUGUGGAUCACUGGCUCAAGAGGGUUGCUGCUGGCGGGCUUUUCUACAGGGGUGUAGAUGAGAUAAGGCUGCUCCGGGAUUUGCUGGUGGUCGCCGGCGUUCCAAGAUGCCGCCUUUUGAUUGUCCGGGUGCACUGCUGGCGCCGCCGGCGGUCCCAUGACGUGGGUUCCCCAUUUCUUGGUGUCUACCACCUCCUGCCCUGUUGAUUGUUGCAGCUGCUGGGUUUGUGCCUCUUCCCCUGUUCCUGCCAUGGAAGGUUGCGAUCGAAUGGUAAUUGGAUCUGAUUGAUUGCAAAGGAAAGCUAAUGACUUUUGCUAUGAGUUCUGAUCUUCUUCAAGCUCUG
Linum tenue is the source of this 428-nucleotide messenger RNA. The record is from the annotation of a GenBank genome assembly. Lineage: Eukaryota; Viridiplantae; Streptophyta; Magnoliopsida; Malpighiales; Linaceae.